Rhinichthys klamathensis goyatoka is the source of this 1275-nucleotide messenger RNA. It is a transcript of the gene gnrhr2, whose product is annotated as gonadotropin releasing hormone receptor 2. Gene Ontology annotation, molecular function: peptide binding; gonadotropin-releasing hormone receptor activity. NCBI's taxonomy places the organism in Eukaryota, Metazoa, Chordata, Actinopteri, Cypriniformes, Leuciscidae. The record is from RefSeq and is a predicted model, not a curated record. Bases 16 to 1260 code for a protein of 414 amino acids. The transcript is spliced from 3 exons. Gene Ontology annotation, biological process: G protein-coupled receptor signaling pathway. Gene Ontology annotation, cellular component: membrane.
AAGCUCAAAAGAAGCAUGAACUCAACUCAUCACAUCGAGGAUCUUUUUCAGAAGAACUCCACCUGUAAGUAUGAUGCCAAAAACUUUAACUCGAACAGCACAGAAGAUCUUCCUCAUCCUCCUCAUCUUCCGCGCUUCACCACCGCGGCUCAGGUCCGAGUGACGCUCACGGUCAUCCUGUGCGCGCUGUCCGCCUGCUGCAAUCUCGCCGUGCUUUAUUUAGCCAACCACGACCACAGAAAACGCUCCCACGUUCGGUUGAUCAUCACCAAUCUGGCUGUGGCGGAUUUACUGGUGACGUUCAUCGUCAUGCCGCUGGACGCGGUGUGGAAUAUAACGGUGCAGUGGCUCGCGGGGGAUCUCGCGUGCCGGACGCUGAUGUUUCUCAAACUCGUGGCCAUGUACUCGUGCGCUUUCGUGACCGUGGUGAUUAGUUUGGACCGACAGGCUGCCAUUCUCAAACCUCUGUCUAUCAACAAAGCGAAGAGGAGAAAUAAAGUUAUGCUGAGUGUAGCGUGGACCACGAGUGUCGUGUUAUCCAUACCACAGGUGUUCGUUUUCCAUGUUGUGGUGAUUGAUUCCCCUAAGCGGUUUAUCCAGUGUACGACGUACGGCAGCUUUAGCUCACGCUGGCAGGAGACACUUUACAACAUGCUUACCUUCACCUUCCUCUUCCUCUUACCACUCUUCAUCAUGAUCUCAUGCUACACCAGGAUACUGUUUGAGAUCUCCAAGAAAAUGACUGAAGACAGCUUGCUGUCCAACAAAGUGCAGCUGCGCAGGUCAAAAAACAACAUCCCUAAGGCACGCAUGCGCACACUGAAGAUGACUGUGGUCAUCGUCCUGUCAUUCAUGGUGUGUUGGACACCCUACUACAUGCUUGGCCUAUGGUACUGGUUCUGUCCCGCUGGCCUGGAGGAAACAGUGUCCCAGUCCCUCUCGCACAUCCUUUUUAUCUUUGGCCUAUUAAAUGCUUGUUUGGACCCCCUCAUCUACGGUCUCUUCACCAUUCCACUGUGUAGAGGCAUGAGGCACCGACAGCGUGGACAUAACGUUGUAGCUUUUGAGCUGGAGAACACUAAUAACUCUUUGAUGACUUCCAUCAGAACUUCCACCUCCUCUCUCACUUUAAAGAGACUGACAGUUCAGCAGACUUCUAGAGAAAAGCUAGAAUGGGAUGGAGAGUAUGUGCACAGGAUUGGAGAUGAUGGGCCAAAGAAUAGUGUCGCUUUUGCAAAUUAUUCCACCUGUAGAGAUUAAAGGCCAAAACACGAG